AUGUGUAUGGCAUCAAUAAAAAACAACAAGAUUACAAGAGGUUACAAAAAAGCGACUACUACUACUACUGACUGUCUUUCGGUGAGUGGUAGUAGUGGCGAGUUAGAGAGGGUAUUUACAUACUUCGAUGAGAACGGAGAUGGAAAAGUGUCACCUGCAGAGCUAAGGAGGUGCGUGAAGGCGGUAGGAGGAAAGCUAACGGAGGAGGAGGCGGAGAUGGCGGUGAGACUAUCAGAUUCAGACGGGGACGGGUUGUUAGGAUUGGAGGAUUUUACAAAGCUAAUGGAAGGGAUGGAAGAAGAGAGGAAUAAAGAGAGUGAGUUGAAAGGAGCAUUUGCUAUGUAUGAAGAAAUGGAGGGCAGUGGCUACAUCACUCCUAAGAGCUUGAAGAGGAUGUUGAGUCGACUUGGUGAGUCAACUUCCAUUGAUAAAUGCAAAGGUAUGAUUAGGAGAUUUGAUCUCAAUGGAGAUGGAGUCCUCAGCUUUGAUGAGUUCAAACUUAUGAUGACAACUUAGAAGAGUUUAUAGAGAAACAAUAUUGUGUACAUAAUAUGAUUAAUGAUUCUAACGAACGUUUAUCAUUGAGAUUUUUCAUUCUAUAGAUUCAUAAUUGUAAAGCCAAAGGGGAUGUCCAGUCUUGUAUUAUUCCAUUUUCAACGAUUAUUUGUUUAACUUUGUGGUUCAA
Messenger RNA from Lycium ferocissimum, 685 nucleotides. RefSeq names its product putative calcium-binding protein CML19. Gene Ontology annotation, molecular function: calcium ion binding; enzyme regulator activity. NCBI's taxonomy places the organism in Eukaryota, Viridiplantae, Streptophyta, Magnoliopsida, Solanales, Solanaceae. The coding region runs from base 1 to 516 and encodes 171 amino acids. The transcript has a single exon. The record is from RefSeq and is a predicted model, not a curated record.